Messenger RNA from Diceros bicornis minor, 2482 nucleotides. RefSeq names its product beta-1,3-glucuronyltransferase 2 (gene B3GAT2). Gene Ontology annotation, cellular component: Golgi membrane. The coding region runs from base 571 to 1536 and encodes 321 amino acids. Gene Ontology annotation, molecular function: galactosylgalactosylxylosylprotein 3-beta-glucuronosyltransferase activity. Lineage: Eukaryota; Metazoa; Chordata; Mammalia; Perissodactyla; Rhinocerotidae. Gene Ontology annotation, biological process: chondroitin sulfate proteoglycan biosynthetic process; carbohydrate metabolic process. The transcript is spliced from 4 exons. The record is from RefSeq and is a predicted model, not a curated record.
CCCCGCCCCUCGCUCCUUCUUUCUUCCCGGCUUUGGGAUCCUGCUGCCGGAGCGGCAGAGGCGCUGAGCGGAGCAGGACGGAGCGCAGGCUUGGCUGCGGCGCGCGCUUGGAGCCGGAACCACCGCCCCGGCGUCCUCUCCCGGCCUCGCCGCCCCUGCCGGGACGUGACUAGGAGCCCUGGGCGCCGGCCUGCUGCCCUCGAAGGGGCCCCGGAGAGCGCAUCGGGGCCCACGGCGGAGCCCCUCCGCCCGCAGCGCCGCGGGACCCGCUCCGGCUCGCAGUCCUGGGGAAGCGCGCGGGGAUCUCCGCCUUCCCGGCGUCGGCACCACUCCGGCCUGCAGCGCGCGCUGCACCGAGUCCGCCUCGCGCCGACCCGCCCCGCGGCCCCCGCUCCUCGGCACCUGCGCGGAGCCCCCGAGCCCGGCGCCCGGCCCCGCAGCGCCCCGACCCCGACCCCAUGGAGAGCGCGCCGGCCGCCGCUUCCUGAGCGCGGGCGCCGCCGUCCAAGCCGCGCGCUGGGUCCCCGUUCGCCCUCCUGGGGCGUCAGAGAGGCCGGCGGGGAGCGCGCCAUGAAGUCCGUGCUGUUCAGCCGCUUCUUCACUCUCCUGCCCUGGGUCCUGAUCGUCAUCAUCAUGCUCGACGUGGACACGCGCAGGCCCGCGCCCCCGCUCACCCCGCGCCCCUACUUCUCCCCCUACGCGCGGGGCCGCGGGGGCGCCCGACCCCCGCUCCGCAGGGGCGGCCCGGGACGCGGGUCCGAGCGGCGCAACCAGUCCGGGCCGCCGCGCGCGCCGCCCCUGCCCACCAUCUAUGCCAUCACGCCCACCUACAGCCGCCCGGUGCAGAAGGCCGAGCUGACGCGCCUGGCCAACACCUUCCGCCAGGUGGCGCAGCUACACUGGAUCCUGGUGGAGGACGCGGCGGCGCGCAGCGAGCUGGUGAGCCGCUUCCUGGCGCGCGCCGGGCUGCCCUGCACGCACCUGCACGUGCCCACGCCGCGGCGCUACAAGCGGCCCGGGCUGCCGCGCGCCACCGAGCAGCGCAACGCCGGCCUGGCCUGGCUGCGCCAGCGGCACCGGCACCAGCGCGCGCAGCCUGGCGUGCUCUUCUUCGCCGACGACGACAACACCUACAGUCUGGAGCUCUUCCAGGAGAUGCGAACGACGCGCAAGGUCUCUGUGUGGCCAGUGGGCUUGGUUGGCGGGCGACGCUACGAACGUCCCUUGGUGGAAAACGGCAAAGUGGUUGGUUGGUACACCGGCUGGAGAGCAGACCGGCCCUUUGCCAUCGACAUGGCAGGAUUUGCUGUAAGUCUUCAAGUCAUCUUGUCCAAUCCAAAAGCUGUGUUUAAGCGUCGUGGAUCCCAGCCAGGGAUGCAAGAGUCUGACUUUCUAAAGCAGAUAACAACAGUCGAAGAACUGGAACCGAAAGCAAGUAACUGCACCAAGGUCCUCGUGUGGCACACUCGGACAGAGAAGGUUAAUCUAGCCAACGAGCCAAAGUACCACCUGGACACAGUGAAAAUUGAGGUGUAAACGCAGUAGCACCUGGUGCCGCCUGCCUGGCCAGUGAACGUGGAAGAGGACACGGGGAGGCCUGGCUGCAGAGCAUUCAGGUACUGUCCUUCACUUCAGUACAACAGCCUGUCGUCACCUGAUGGACAUCUGUUUACACAGAGCUCGUCAGUUGACAUCAGCUAACUGGAUGGUAUAAGAUGUAUGUUUUUGUCUUUGUUUGUUCUGCAUGUUCUCCCUACAACUAAACUGGAAGACCUCUGUACAGCACAGCUCAGUGACACUGCAGGGACCACUCUGAGUAUCUCGUAUACUUUUCCUUCCCCCAUUUGGCCUUAUAAUUGGUAGAACUGAACAGGUUUUAGAAACAGCUUACAGGUAUUUCAUCAACUAAAUGUUCCCAUCCCUGACUGCAAUGUUACCUAAUUUUUGUAAGGUUGGUAGCAGUAUACAUCAUAGGAAAUAAAACCCACAAAAAAAAGGUCUAUGGAUUCAUCUGUUUAAUAUAGGGCUAUAACAUUUUAUCAGUACUAGGCACCAUAAAAUGUAAACACAAUUACUGUCAUAAACCUGGAUAUACCUUCAAGGAUUGAAAGUGGCUUUGUUUAGUUACCCUGUUUGCAUAUAGUGCAGAGAAAGGUCUUCAUGUUAGCACUAUGUAUAUAAGAGAUCCAAAUUACAAGAGAGGCAGAUAAAAUCUGAAUUCUUUCAACAUUCAUUAAAGUAAGUUUUGUAGUGACAUCCAGGUUUAUCUUCCUUUCACUAACCACGUUCCCUGUAAGCACAUCGUAACCACAGCACAGUGAGUGAAUGAUGAAAUCAAGGAAUCUGGAACACCAGGAAACAGUGCUCAGUGACACAUUUACAGUCUAUUUAUAGGAUUACACAUUUGAUCGUACAGUACCUUCCUACAGGAUUACGGGCUAAUUUGGGGGCAAGGUUUAUACUGUUAGAGGUAUUACUAACA